GUCAGUUCUGUGUGCGAGACAGGCAGAGCGGCGUGCGCCUGGCGAGACAAAGGCGGCGGACCAGGGAACAGCCGGGAUAAAUAUCCAGAUACAAUUGUCGGGAGGUAUCUGCAUGGAAAUAUAAUGAUAGACUACGAACCGAUGCAAAGAUUGACGGGCCGCUAAAUGACCUCGACAUUCGUCUGGAAUAGGAUCUUAUAAACAGCCUGUCCCUUCUCUUUCGUUUUUAAACAUUUUCUCCAACGCCCCCAAUUUAGCGAGCUAGCUACUAGAUAGCAUUAGCGCACUGGUCGCCACUCAUCUUUCCUUCAAGAAUCAAAAGAGAGGAACUCCAUAAAAUUGGGAGGUUGCCAAAAGAAAAGAGCGCUUUGCACACAGACGACCCAAGAGCUGAUGGUCAUCCUCGUGGACUAUGCCUAGCCCCUUAUUCCACCCCGAGAUUAUGGACCACGACAUGGUAGUGAGCAGCCAGCACAACGGGGUCAGCCUGCCGCGAGAGACGGACCAGGAGUCCCGGGACGAGGACCAUCAGGAGGCGCUCCGCUUCGCCCUGGACCAGCUGUCAUUUAUGGCCCUGGAGAAGGUGGACUGUGGGGGCGGUGGUGGGCUCGUUGACACGCUCGACGGGAACCAGGGACCGGGCUCCGAGAAUUGCAACGGCGGUUAUGUCGACCUGCAGAUGCUGGAGCACCAAGGAGGCUCUCGGGACUCCCCGACAUCCUGCUCCCCGUCUCCAGAGUACUAUGGAUCAGGCGGGUACCACAUGGCUGGCCCGCACUCUCACCCCAUGCUCGGGGAACAAAGCUCUGUUCUCUGCAAUCGCAAGAGGAGUGUCAACAUGACAGAAUGCGUACCUGUGCCCAGCUCCGAACACGUUGCUGAAAUAGUGGGAAGACAAGGCUGUAAGAUCAAGGCACUGCGUGCGAAGACCAACACCUACAUAAAGACCCCAGUGAGGGGCGAGGAGCCCGUGUUCAUCGUGACAGGGCGCAGGGAGGACGUGGAGAUGGCCAAGCGGGAGAUCGUCUCUGCGGCUGAGCACUUCUCCAUGAUCCGGGCAUCCCGCUGCAAGGCUGGGGCCGCGGGCACAGGAGCACCCGGGACAGGGGGAGCACUCCCCGGACCCCCACACCUGCCUGGACAGACCACCAUACAGGUGCGGGUGCCGUACCGCGUGGUGGGGUUAGUGGUGGGGCCAAAGGGGGCGACCAUCAAGCGCAUCCAGCAGCAGACACACACCUACAUCGUGACGCCCAGCAGGGAGAAGGACCCCGUGUUCGAGGUGACAGGCAUGCCUGAGAACGUGGACCGAGCCCGGGAGGAGAUCGAGACGCACAUCACGCUGCGGACCGGGGCCUUUGUGGACCUCCAGGGAGACAACGACUUCCACACUAACGGAACCGACGUCAGCCUAGAGGGCCUGGGCUCGCUGGCUGGGGGACUGGGCGCCGCUCUCUGGGCUCGGGCCAACAACCCCCACCCUGCCCCUCCACCCCCGCCUCCCCCUCCACCACCCCCGCUCCCCCUGGCCAUGCACCACUCGUCUGGGAGGAAGCUGUCCUCCUUGGCCGCCUACCACCAACACAACGGAGGGAUGGGCUCUGAGAGCUACAGUGCCCCCAGGAGGGCCACUGAGGGAGGCAGCCCCACCAGCCCAUUCUGCACAAGCUCCAGCAACGCCGGCGGAGGAGGGGGGUUCACCUUCGGGGGCGACUCCACCCCGGGCCUCCCCUCUGAGGAGCUGGGCUUUGAGUUCAGCGCCGCAAACAUCUGGGCCCCUUUUGUCAACGGAGGAGGGAAGAUCCCAGGCACCUCUCAGAAGCAGCCUCUCCGCCGAAACAGCAGCGGCCUGAGUGGCGGCGCCGUCACCCCCCGCCUGUCCCCCACCCUGCCCCCCGACACCGUGGUGGGACCCCUGGAUCAUCCACUGGCUCGUCGGGCCCAGAGCGACCCGCUCAGCACCCUCUCCUGGCUGCAGUCGGGCGGUGCCGGUGCAGGGUCCUUCUCUGGAGCAUCUAGCUCCAGCUCCGGAGGCUCAUCCACCGGCUACUCCUCCUGCUCAGCCUCCUCCCUGCCCGGAGGCUCUCCCACAGACUCAGAGGGCGGGGGCAGCGGAGUGGGCCUGGGCUCAGGCAUGCUGGGCCGGCUGAAAGCCGCGGCAGGCUCUGGUGCUGGGGGUCUGGUUGGCAUGGGGCCAGGGGGCGUGAGCAGGGACUGCUUUGUGUGCUUUGAGAGCGAGGUGACAGCGGCUCUGGUGCCAUGCGGCCACAACCUGUUCUGCAUGGACUGCGCCGGACAGAUCUGCCAGUCCGCUGAGCCUGAGUGCCCUGUCUGCCAUUCCACUGCCACACAGUGCAUCCGUAUCUUCUCCUAAUAGCCCCCCCUCACCCACCCGAAGACAAGGGAGGGGAGGGGGACAGAGGAGGGGGCGAGAGGGGUAGGGGUGUCAUCUUAAAAAACAGAACUUUACUGUCUUACUAUCCGAGAGAACUGCAGUGGAGCAUCAACUGUGGCAGGACAGACGGACACCAACAACUUUCUCUGCAUAUAGGAUGGACCAUAAUGAUUACAAUAUUAGAAAUAUGACACUAUACGGAUGUUGAUUCAAUGAUAAUAACUAUGACAAUAAUAAUAAUGAUAAUGAAAACAUUUCCAGACUGACUGAUUUUGAUUGAUUCUGCGGACUGCAGAAACAGUUGGGUGGGAUCAAGAGGUUUCAUGGUGGACUUGUAUGGAAGGAAACCAGUGUCUUAUCUUUCUUCAGGCUUUCGUUCUGACCUGGACCAGCCUUCAGGCCUGGCCUAGCUCAGCAUCUAGGUUGCCAGCCUGUCUGUCUGUAUAGUUUUCAUUCUCUCGCUUCUUUUUCUUCUUCAGAUAUCUCCGCCUGCUUCUCUCACAAGCCUUUCCUUUGACACUUUUGUACUUAAUAACAGAUAUUUUUGAACGGAGCUGCCUAGGCCUGCACUUUUCUACUCAGUUUUCUUUUCGAUGUUCUUUGACAGGAUGCAAAACGCAGUUUUUCUGGUCUUCUGAGUUCUCCUGUUCUUUUUUUUCCAGCUCUCUCUCGCCAUCUCUCCUCUCUCUCUCUGAUUCAGAGGGGUUGGGUUAAAUGCGGAAGACACAUUUCAGUUGUACAACUGACUAGGUCUCUCUCGCUCUCUGGCUAGCUAGUGUAGUAACAUAAAGGAAAUGCUUUGGUAUGAGCCUGGAACUGACUUUAAAACAGGCACAGAGACACCUAUCAGACAGAAACAAGCCAGAAGGCCCUCUCCUAGAUCUUAUGAAGAUUGAAACACUUAAGAUAUUUAUACUGUUCAAAAACUGAUAUCCAAUGUUGUGGUUUUAAUGAGUAGUAUAGGAAUAAUAGAAUGGUGUUACGUUAUUUAAGGAAUAUCAGAACUAAUGCCAGAGGUCAGUUACUCAGUCCCCCUUGGUCCGUCUUUCUCUCAACCCCUCUCUCCUCUCGCGCUCUCCCUCUCCACCCCCUCUCUCUCCUUCAAUAGUGCCAGUCUCUUCCUCUCUCUCUUCCCCCUGUGGAGCUCAGUGUAGACACCUAGCCAUCCACAACCCAGUCCACACAGAUCCUGUAUCUGUUAGUUUGCUUUGGAGUGUUAAUGUAUUUUUUAAAUGGGUCUUUGGCUUUUGACUGUAAAGUAUGUUGCCCCUGACUCCCUCCUCUCUGAACUGCAUUGUUGAAGUCAAAUAGGAUAAGAUGGGUCUUGGUGAUGUCACACACACAGGAAUGUCUCAUCCAAUAGGGGUCUUGGUCUUGGUUAAGGGGGGGUGGCCCGCCCCCAGUAUUAGGGGCAUCAGAAUUAGCCAUCUCUGUGCCCUGCAAACCUUGAGCGACACAUUGUAAUGUUAUUAGACCCCCCCUCCUCCUUGGGGUCCUCGAUUGAGUGAUUUUUGGUCUUCCCCGCCUCAACUCCCCCAGCAAAGCUCUUUGUCUCCUAGUCCAACCUGGAUCACCCCUCCCAAGUGGCAGUGUCAUCCUGGGAGUUCUAUUUUGUGUUUCUAUUUUUGUGUGUGUAUUUUCAUAUCAACUGCCUCUCUCAUACUGUGUUUUUAAGUGUGACAUGGUUGGUUUUGGUGUGACGGUACAUGGUUGUUAAAUGCAGCCCUCUGAACGUACAUGCGGAUCGACUCAUAGAAUGAGACAAGCCAUGGCAAACAAAAUCAAAACAAUGAAUGGGAGAGAAAAAAGGGCUUCCUUGCACACAUGCUACAUUCUCAGAUGUUAACCUUCUCAUCUGUGACAACAGCGAGAAUAAUCAAUUUAUCCAAUAUGGCAGCUAGUAGCUAGUUCAUCCAGGGCUUCCAGACACUCUGUGUUCAAACCCCAACAGCUGCAGAAUGUGUUGCUUGUUCUUUUCUCUCUGGUCUACAUCUAUAGAACACUGGUCAACCCUGUCAGUACCGUUCAUGUCCAUCGCCUGUGAACGAAUGAACAGAAGGCUCUGUUCCAAUACUUUUCAAAUGCAGCAUCCUUUUCUACCCUCACACCUUCAGGUACUAUCCACUGAUCUACCAUGUGUGGACAGGUGAAAGCAGGUUCUCUACUGGAUUUUUCUCAAUAACGUCACUUCAGAUCAGUGACUACCUUCAGGGAGGAAGGAAAGGAUGUAGGGCAGCAGGGAGCCUAGCAGUGAGAGCGUUGGGCCAGUAACCGUAAGGUUGCUGGUUCAAAUACCCGAGCCGACAAGGCGAAAAAAUCUGAUGUGCCCU
Molecule: messenger RNA, 4725 nt
Organism: Coregonus clupeaformis (lake whitefish)
Lineage: Eukaryota; Metazoa; Chordata; Actinopteri; Salmoniformes; Salmonidae
Product: RNA-binding protein MEX3B
Exons: 4
Coding region: 413-2374 (653 amino acids)
Molecular function (GO): RNA binding
Source: RefSeq, a predicted model, not a curated record